Molecule: messenger RNA, 1509 nt
Organism: Pieris brassicae (large cabbage white)
Lineage: Eukaryota; Metazoa; Arthropoda; Insecta; Lepidoptera; Pieridae
Gene: eIF4AIII
Product: eukaryotic initiation factor 4A-III
Exons: 6
Coding region: 207-1421 (404 amino acids)
Cellular component (GO): catalytic step 2 spliceosome; nucleolus
Molecular function (GO): mRNA binding; ATP binding; RNA helicase activity
Source: RefSeq, a predicted model, not a curated record
AUAAUACGAACGUUUUGUGGAAUAGUGUGGUCUAAUUUCCAAAGGUAAAAUAAAUUCAUAAAAAUUGUUUCUUUUCAGCUAGUUAUUGGUUUAAUCUCAUUAAAAGGGUAAAAGUUAAAUAUCCAAGAUUAAACAUUUCUCAGACUUGUUUAUCUGUAAAGGAGUAAUAGGAAGAAUAACUUAUCGGGGUAGCAAUCAUUGCAACGAUGGCAUCGUCAGAGGUAUCAUUUAGCAGGAAGAUUACAGAAGAUCUCUCAAAUGUUGAAUUCGACACAAGUGAAGAUGUGGAAGUUAUUCCAACCUUCGAUUCUAUGAACUUGAGAGAUGAAUUGUUACGAGGAAUCUAUACAUAUGGAUUUGAAAAGCCAUCUGCAAUUCAACAAAGAAGUAUUCUGCCUAUAGUUAAAGGCCGAGAUGUUAUCGCCCAAGCACAGUCCGGUACAGGCAAGACAGCAACAUUUUCUAUCUCAAUACUUCAAUCGUUGGACACCACAUUACGUGAGACUCAAGUAUUGAUCCUUUCACCUACAAGAGAGUUGGCUACCCAAAUUCAAAAAGUUAUAUUAGCUCUAGGAGAUUAUAUGAAUGUACAAUGCCAUGCUUGUAUAGGUGGAACCAAUUUGGGUGAAGAUAUUAGGAAGUUGGAUUAUGGACAGCACGUAGUCUCUGGAACCCCAGGAAGAGUCUUUGAUAUGAUAAGAAGGCGUGUACUUCGAACACGUUCCAUUAAGAUGCUUGUUCUUGAUGAAGCUGAUGAAAUGUUAAACAAAGGAUUUAAAGAGCAGAUUUAUGAUGUCUACCGUUAUCUGCCUCCAGCAACUCAAGUUGUAUUAAUAUCUGCUACAUUACCCCAUGAAAUUCUUGAAAUGACUUCCAAGUUUAUGACAGAUCCUAUCAGGAUUUUGGUAAAACGUGAUGAACUCACACUCGAAGGAAUAAAACAAUUCUUUGUAGCUGUAGAACGUGAAGAAUGGAAGUUUGACACAUUGUGUGAUUUAUAUGACACAUUAACUAUUACACAGGCAGUUAUAUUUUGUAAUACCAAGAGGAAGGUGGAUUGGUUGACACAAAAAAUGCAAGAGGCUAACUUUACAGUUAGUUCAAUGCAUGGAGAUAUGCCUCAGAAGGAAAGAGACAACAUUAUGAAGGAAUUUAGAUCAGGGCAAAGCCGGGUUCUCAUUACAACAGAUGUCUGGGCUAGAGGAAUAGAUGUUCAACAAGUCUCAUUGGUCAUUAACUAUGACUUGCCAAACAACCGUGAAUUGUACAUUCACAGAAUUGGCAGAUCAGGACGUUUUGGACGUAAAGGUGUUGCAAUCAACUUUGUAAAAUCUGAUGAUAUCAGGAUUUUAAGAGAUAUUGAACAAUACUACUCAACCCAAAUUGAUGAGAUGCCUAUGAAUGUGGCAGAUUUAUUCUAAUCUACUUUUUAAUUAUUCAUUCUAAAUACAAAUAAAUGUAAUUUAGGUUAUACCUUACUGUAUGUUUCUAAUAUAAUUCUUAAUAAAU